AAUGAUAUUAGAGAUUGCUUAGCGCGCAAAAUAAAUUGACAGCGCAGGCUAACUGUUAUUUCUAUUCAUCGGAGAUUUCGUAAACCAAAAUUAUAUUCUGGUCUUCUCGAUUGAAUUACUCCUUCGAUAGAUUUGUAGGCAUCUAUUUUGUGAUUCUGUUGGCUCCACUUCGAAUUGUAAUGGUUCAUCGUCCGCAAACUCCCGUAACGUGCACAUGAGUAAUAACCUUGGACUUAAAGUCGAACAAGUUCGUUGGUUUUAUCGCGACUCCAACAACAAACGUUGGGUACCGUUUAGUGGUUACGAUUCUAUCAAUUUGGAGUUGAAUUAUCGAAGCCGCCUUGUCUGUAAUAAAAGUGACUGUCUGUUUGAUCAAACUGUAGCUGCAAUAUGCAACUCAGAACAGUCUUCCGUCAAUCACAAAGUAUGUGUAAGGGGUGGACUUUAUGAAGCAGAUAUUGAUAGGCGAUGUUGUGUUCCUACUUACUGGCCGGUUGAAAGGUGUCCCGCACGUAUUUUGCGCGGCACUUGGUUUCGCGAAGGUUAUGGUGGUACCCUUGAACCUUUUGAUGAUGAGUCAAUGGCUGAACGUUUAGAAGCGGAGUACAUCACUUGGUACUUAAGAAAACCUCAGAAUAUCGCUAUCUCGGAUAAACCUUUGUACUCAAAUAGCAGUUUGUUCACUAGAAUAGAUGUCAGCACACCACUUCAUUCUGUUGUUAGCGCUCCAACUCUUCGGUAUGCAGAUGCUAUAAAAACAAGCGAAUUGGUUGCCGAAAAUUCUCAGUCCUCUCGUUCUGAAAAUAAAGAUUUAACAAUUGGAGUAGAAAACUAUUCAGAUGAUAACGUCUGUGGUUCCACUGUGUUGAAAAAACGAGUUCCUUGCCAAACGAUUCACUUCACUGAUUGUCAUGUCGAUUGUUAUGGAGAAAAUGAGUUGUAUUUGUAUUAUGAAUCCACUAGCUUAUAUAUCAGACAAAAACUGGGAAUGCAGAAAGUCGGUACUCGUUUGUGUCGUGGUUUUAAUGAUUUGGCCCUAAAGGAGGAUAAAAUCGCCGAUGUUUCUCACCUUUGUUUUGUUAUCCAUGGGAUCGGUCAAAAAAUGGGUACCAACCUUAUUCUGAACAAUUGCAAUGAGCUUCGUGAUACUUGUGACAAAAUAAAAACUCGUUACUUUUCACAUUUGGAUAAAGAAAAUAAACGUGUGGAAUUUUUACCUGUUGAAUGGCGAACUGUUUUGCAGUUAGACGGUAAUACAGUUGAAUCAAUCACUCCUGUUCAUCUUCGAGGACUUCGUACAGUUCUGAAUUGUUCUGCUAUGGAUAUUAUGUAUUAUACUAGUCCUUUGUAUCGAGCUGAAAUUAUUUGCAGUUUAAAAAGUGAACUCAAUAGAUUAUAUGAUAUGUUUCGUCGGUUGAAUCCUGAUUUUGAAUCUCGAGGUGGAAAAGUUUCAAUAAUUGCUCAUUCUCUUGGAUGUGUCCUAGUUUACGAUCUAAUUACUGGCUGGAAUCAAGUCCAUGAUAAUGAUCCAUUAACUGAAAUCUUAUUAAAUAAAUCAACUGAUAAAAAUAUAUUUUUCCAUUCAGCUUCCACAAAAUUGUCAAAUAUUACGGAUAAGACUUUACCAAACAAUAACUUGAAUGUGCUAUAUCCUGAUCACAGACUGUCGUCUAAUGGAAACUUGGAACAAAUUGCUCGUGUUAAUAUUCGGUUGGAAACUGCAAGGACAUUGGUGAAUAAUUUAGAACAGGAAUUAAGCAGCUUGCUAUUUACUCGUGACAAUCACAUGAAUUGUGAUUCUCAGAAGUCAAAUGUUAGUAAUAAUCAUCAAGACGACCAGUCAGUAUAUAGUAAACCUUCAGUAUGUCACCCAAACUCUUCAUUACAUCAACAAAAUCCUUUAUUGUUUGCGGAUAAUCUAGAAAACCUUUUCUGCUUGGGCUCACCUUUGGGCGUGUACUUGGUUUUGCGUGGUAUCCGCCCUGGUCCUUUUCAAACUCAAGACUCAAUACUUCCUCGAAAAAUUUGUCCCCGGAUUUUUAACAUUUACCACCCAGCAGAUCCUGUAGCUUAUCGUUUAGAACCAUUAAUUUUAAAAUAUUAUUCCACUAUCCAGCCAGCUCUGAUUCAUCGAGUUGAUGCUGUUUCAAAACCAUGCUAUGACACACUUCCUUUGCUUGAAUAUUCUGGUAAAGAAUUCAAAUAUCCAAAACCACAAAAUUGUCAUCAACAAGUAACGAAAAACCCUUGCUCAGAUACAAAUCAACUUAUAACCACACAAGAUGCAGAUUCCUCUAGACGUUCAUCAAUUGCUAGUCGAUUAUUUGGUUUCUUCUCACGAGCACCAUAUUUACCUGGUGGAAGUCAAGAAACAGGAGGAAUCGAUCUUACUCUUUCCGAAAAAUUAUCUAACCAUGACAAUGAUGAGAAAAUUAAUUCUAUAGAGAAAUGUUCUGAAUUUUGUAAUUCUACAAAUAAAAAAGAUCAAAAAACAACAAAUUCAUUUACUUCAUCAUUAUCAUCUAAUGAUUUAUUUGAAAAUGAUUUAUGUUGUUAUGAACCGUUACAACUUGAAUGUCGAUUAGAUUUUGAAUUACAAAUAUCACGUUAUGAAAAUAUGUACCUUUCUCUAUUGACUUCACAUACUAGCUAUUGGACUAAUCCAGAUAUUUGUAUGUUUAUCAUGACAUAUUUAUUUCCAUUAAAACCCGGUUCAACAGAUUAAAAUAAUCAUAAUACCAUUUGUGUUUAUCUCCAAAAGUAUUGGUUUAUUCUGUUUUUUUUCUUUUUCUUUUUCUUUUUAAAAAAAUUUUUUUUAUUUACUUUUUGUUGGUAAAUAUUUCUACCGUAAGAUGUUGUUAUGCUUUAUUUUAUUUAGAUGUUCAACUUUGUCAUACUACUAUCUUCUUGUUAAAUAGAUUAAAAGAUUAUCAACCACUUACUUACAUCAUUUAAUAAGUUAAAACAUUAUUAUUUUAUAUUUCCAUUAUCAUCAAUCCACUUAUUUAAUCAAUAAAAUUUAUUAGAAACUAAGUAAGAAAAACAACUGAAUUCUUUACAUACAGCAUUACACAUUCUGUAUAUUUGUGUAUUCCAUUUAUGGAUGGAUGAUUAGUCUAGAUCAUUAAUUCUAUCCUUAAGUCUUUCAACAAUUAUGUACUUUAAAUGUUUGUUAUUAUUGUCAAUGUUAUUGUAUUCACCAUCUCUAUAGAGUUCUGAUAAUUUGAUCAUUGUCACUACAAAAAAGUAUCAUAUAUUGUAAAUUAAUUUUUCCUAACAUACUAUAUGUAUUCAUUCAUUUAUCAGACGUUUAUUUUCUCUUUCUCUCUCUCUUUGCAUUAUCACUUUUUUUCCAUCAAUAUUUCAAUAAUUUUACUUGAUAUAAUUGAAGCUUUUCAAUAUUUUUAUCAUUAUUCCAAAUAAUACUCAUUUAUUAUUGUAUAUAAAUGUAGAAUGCAGUGGAAAUGUUAGGUUGAGAUCAUGUCUUUUGUUGUUAAACAGUCGUUGUGGUUUAAUUUUAAUGUAUAUAAUUUCGUUAUAAGAGUACAACCAGAUAUUUGAGUGAGGAAACCAAACACAAAUAGAAAGCUUUUAGUGACUAGUCCGAAUGGAAAUUAUACAUACGCCUAUUCAUUGAUAUGGAAAUUUGAGUCAAACUUUUAGUCGAUAGCGUAUAUCUAUCAACCUCGAAUAAUUCAACUAAAUCUUAACCAAUGGUAUGCACACAUUAACAGCUCUCAUCAUUUGAUCAUGAACUGAUAUGUCUGACCGACUCAACCUAUCACAUUUCCUCUUUGAAAAAUAUGUCUGGCUUUAUAGAUCCAACUACAUGAAUAAAAGUGGGGGCACAUCAAACCUUAACUUUUUCGAUGUUCAUUAGGUGUAUCACAACCAGCACUUUCAGCUAUUUUUCCAUUCAUUUUAGUAUGCGAGCGACAGUUAUUAGCAUGUGAUUUUCAUUUUGUGUUUCUCAUCUGGGAUUUUUACCCGGAAUAUACCGACAUAUUGAUAUUAGGAUAGUUGCAGAUAACUUCAAAUUUCCUCAACUGUUACCAAUAUUAAUCAUACAUUACUAAAGUUGGAAUUUUGGAAUUCCAAUUUUCCUCUGGAUUAUCGUAACGAGUUAUAUAAUCAGUUCAAGACAAUAUACUUUCAUGUCAUUGACGGAACUUAUUUGAACAUUUCAAGGUCUUUGACUCAACAUGCAAUCUUUGAUAGUUAUUUUAUUGAAGAAUGAAAUUUAUCUUCUAAAAUAACUUUAAAUAUGCCGCUAUGUAACUACCACUUUUGAUCACUUGAUCCGUCGAUACAAGGAUUACAAUUAUUUUAGAAUUUUCUUACAACAUUGAGAUGAUUUUUUUGGAAUUGAAAUAGUUCUGGUAUCCUAACACCAAGUAUGUAUAACAGCUCAUACAAACUC
Molecule: messenger RNA, 4420 nt
Organism: Schistosoma guineensis
Lineage: Eukaryota; Metazoa; Platyhelminthes; Trematoda; Strigeidida; Schistosomatidae
Source: the annotation of a GenBank genome assembly